Molecule: messenger RNA, 1890 nt
Organism: Malassezia globosa CBS 7966
Lineage: Eukaryota; Fungi; Basidiomycota; Malasseziomycetes; Malasseziales; Malasseziaceae
Exons: 1
Coding region: 1-1890 (629 amino acids)
Biological process (GO): Golgi to plasma membrane transport
Cellular component (GO): exomer complex
Molecular function (GO): protein binding
Source: RefSeq, a predicted model, not a curated record
AUGGGUGAUACGUUUGCUACGCUGCCGGAGUUCUUUGAAACGGAACUUACGGAAAGCCUCAGAUCACGGACAGAGUCGCUUGUCUCUUUCCGCGAGCUUGGACCACCAGAUCUGUGUCAUGUGCUCAAGUCAAACGGACGCAAAGACCUAGGCUCGUAUCACCUCGUGUCUGGUGUGGAUGCAUCAUCAUCUGCGACACUUGCCACGUACAUUACGAGCCUGUCCUACGAGUUGGAGCAUAGCACAGCUUGGAUUGGUAGCAAGUCUACUUUUAAGCUCAAGGGAGGCGUAUAUUGCUGCUUCAAUGCUUUCUCGCGUGUAGACCUACGUGUCGAGGUUUGUAUUCCUGGAAGUGUACAAGCAUACACGGUCAAUGUUCGCGGUGAACGCGGCGAAGCAACGCCAGAGAUUUGGCAGGAGACAUAUCUAUCUGGUGUCUUGCGCGCUAUCUUAUAUGCGGACGAUCCAAACUAUUCGUUGUUGGGCUACAGGAAAAUUGAUCCAAUACCGACACCUGAUCACGAAGUGCGUUUCCUUAUGGCUGCGGAGAAUCUAUUUUUUAAGGGAUGGCAACUUGGGAGUGAGCCUGAAAUUCAGGUGGCGACUAUUGUAAACAACCAUCUCUCGGUAGGCAUUUUCAAGUACUUCGGCGAGUUGUCGCGGUAUGAACAAGCAGUAAAUCUUUUUGAAAAGCUCUGGGCUCGGGAACACGAAGUUGCUGCUCUUGUGGCAAAAGCAUAUCUUGGAAUGAAUGAAGAAAUCAAGGCUGUACAGAUUAUGCAUAAGUCGCUCCAGCAAAAUCCUCACAGUUAUGUUGUGUUGCAUGUUGAAACCGACUUUUUACGAUCCAAAGGCCAGUUGAUCUGGGCGGUUGAAUUGGCGAAACAGGCUGUCUGCUGUGCACCGAGUGAGUUUGUAACGUGGGCAAAGCUUGCUGAAUGCCACAUUGAAGCCGAAAAUUGGGCAGAAGCAUUGCUCACACUGAAUUCCUGCCCUAUGUUUACUUACAACGAAUAUGAUCUUCAUCGCAUCCCUCCGGCCGCACGCACACACUUCCCUAUCCCUCCUUUGGCCCUUCAAAGCAAGAUAUUGGAUGAAAGUCAACUUGGAAAUAUCGAGACCGAUCCCGCCCUAAUGCGUUUGCCUGCACCUGCAUUGCGUGGUACUUUUGCUUGCGCCUAUGCGAUUUUAACCAAACUUGUCAGUAAGCUCGGCUGGGACGAACUGCUGAGGUAUCGAUCAGAAGUGUUUGUAAUGGAGGAGGAGUAUCGAAACCAGAGCACAAAGCCUUCGUCGAAGUCCAAUAAUACAACUCAACACGAUACGUCCAGUGGAACGUUAGACAAGUCCAAAGAGGGGCAUUGGCUUUCCUUUACUGACAAGCGACUGUGUGAACGUUGGCUUGAUAACUUGUUUAUGGUUCUUUAUGAAGACCUACGCAUAUUUACGAUUUGGCGCGCCGAGCAGGCGCAUUACGAUGCUCAGUCUCUUCCGUACGAGCGUCCAGGCUCCGAUUGGGAGAUCCUGGGUGAGCUGGCAUUGCGACUUCAUCAUCCGGAAGAGGCACAUGAUGCAUUUGUGCAAUGUAUCCUGACCAAAAAUAGCCCCAAAGCCUAUACGCAUCUGUUGGAGUACUUCACUAAGAUAUGCAACGUUGAGAAGGCACUCUCUAUGGCCAUGCAUCUGACUGCGUAUAACCACCGCUGGUACGGUGAUAAUGUGUUUCCAGGCACAGUCGGAAAACAUCUUUUCCAACUUAUAAAGGUGGAGGGUCUUGGAAAAGUUUCCAACACACUUGUUUCCAUGAAGCCUCGACCAGCUAUGCUUCGUCUCAUGCAAUGGUACUUUUCAUAUGCUCAAGAUUUCCGAUUGCCAGGUUCUCAGUCAUGA